ACUUCUGUCAAAAUUUUAGAAUGUAGGCGCAUCGAGAAGUAUUUUGUAUUGUACCGGAUGCUGGUGUUUGAGAGGAAGUGACUUAAAGUUAGAUGACCCUUACUAUUUUCUAGAGAGUGAAGGAUUUCUGAGUAGUCCAAAAGCUGAAGCAAUGGGUCUUCACUUUGGAAAUUUGGCCAGAGUCAGGCAUAUCAUCACAUAUAGCUUGUCUCCUUUCGAGCAAAAAGCAUUUGCUAACUUCUUUUCCAAGGGCAUUCCAAAUGUGUGGCGAAGAUUCCGGGGUCAAGUCUUUAGAGUAUCUCCUCCUUUUAUUUUGGCGUAUCUCGUUUAUUCUUGGGGAACUCACGAGCAUGAGCUAGGCAAAAGGAAGAACCCAGCUCUUUAUGAAAAUGACCAGUAAAUUAACUUGAUAAUCAUUUCUUCAUCCAUAAGACAUCUGUCUGAAUUACGUAAAUGUAUUUAUUACCAUUGUAUUUGUCAAUAAAACAGUAUCUUUGCAACUGUCA
Protopterus annectens (West African lungfish) is the source of this 506-nucleotide messenger RNA. Its product is annotated as cytochrome b-c1 complex subunit 8. Gene Ontology annotation, biological process: mitochondrial electron transport, ubiquinol to cytochrome c. Lineage: Eukaryota; Metazoa; Chordata; Ceratodontiformes; Protopteridae. The transcript has 3 exons. The record is from RefSeq and is a predicted model, not a curated record. Bases 152 to 400 code for a protein of 82 amino acids.